Xiphophorus hellerii (green swordtail) is the source of this 1019-nucleotide messenger RNA. RefSeq lists its product as uncharacterized. The record is from RefSeq and is a predicted model, not a curated record. Lineage: Eukaryota; Metazoa; Chordata; Actinopteri; Cyprinodontiformes; Poeciliidae. Bases 154 to 981 code for a protein of 275 amino acids. The transcript has 7 exons.
CAAUGUAAAGGGGGUCUAAAUUAAUUGCAUGCAACAUUUUUUUCAAAACACUGUUGAAAAACAGUCAAUCGUUUUCCUUCCACUUCAUAAUCCUGUGCAACUUCGUGUUAGUCUACCACAUAAAAUCCCAAUAAAAUACAAGGUGGUUGUAAUAUGAAAACAAUCCCGACGCUGUCAACAACGCAGUGCAAAGAGGUCUUCAGGCAUGUCCGGAAGAUGAUCAGCCAAUGCUAUCAGCAGGAUCCCAGGUCCCUUCUCCGAACCGUCAAUCCUCGAGAGGCAGAGCUGCUCGAUCCUGCGGCAGGCGUGUUCAUCCAAUUUCGACUAGGAGGGGUCAAUUUUCCUCCCCAGAUCUACUACAAGAUCUUCACCUACCGGCCCAUUGUGGAUAUAGGAGCAAGCAGCCCAAAGGACUACAAUCAGCUCCAGCGCAUGAAGUAUUUGACUGAAGAGAGGGAUCCGACUCUGCAAAUGAUGGACAGAACGGGCUGGUACCAGCGUGUGGAGAACAACAACUGGAGGCUCUUCUGUUGCAAAGCCAUUACCAAGAAAAAACCCAUAGACUGUUUUGUCACCAAAAAAAUAGACUUUCAUCCAUCGAAGACGCAGCGGAUACAGGAUGUGAGGAAAUGGAAGAAAAGGAGGAAGAUUGAGUGGCUGAAGAGGAUGUACAAGGAGGGCCGAGAGGAGGAGCAGGCUCUACAGGAGACUCUGGAGGAGCAGUCCGAUCAGUCUGACUUGCUCACAAUAGAGAGGAAAACGGCGAAGGACGUGAUGCUCUCUAUCGAAGACAAAGGAGAAGAUGAAAUACUGGACUGGGAGCUGGACGAACUGUUGGCCUGGACAAGCAGCCUCAACUUUGAGGAGUACAUGGAAGAGUGGAAAAACCAGGCCUGCAGUCACACGUCCGAGCCGAACAAAGAUCGUCCAGCAUUAACGCCGAUGGUGGAUCUGACUCACUUGGGAGUUCCAGUAACUUAGGUCAAACAGAAUAAAACUAAGAAUGGCUCCAAAAGCUU